CCGGGGCGCGUGACGUCGUCGCCAAUGAGCGAGCAGCGCGGGGACUUUGAAGUCCUGCCGCCCAAUCGGGCAGAGACGGCGCCUAUAAAGCGCGCGGCGGCGGCCGGCCGGCUCGAGACAGUGUCGGCGCGCCGGUGAGCGAGGUCGUAGGUGGGGGAGCAUGGCUCGCACGAAGCAGACGGCGCGCAAGUCGACGGGCGGCAAGGCGCCCCGCAAGCAGCUGGCCACCAAGGCGGCCCGCAAGAGCGCGCCGGCCACGGGCGGCGUCAAGAAGCCGCACCGCUACCGGCCGGGCACCGUGGCGCUGCGCGAGAUCCGGCGCUACCAGAAGUCGACCGAGCUGCUGAUCCGCAAGCUGCCGUUCCAGCGGCUGGUGCGCGAGAUCGCGCAGGACUUCAAGACGGAUCUGCGCUUCCAGAGCUCGGCCGUCAUGGCGCUGCAGGAGGCGAGCGAGGCCUACCUGGUGGGCCUGUUCGAGGACACGAACCUGUGCGCCAUCCACGCCAAGCGCGUCACCAUCAUGCCCAAAGACAUCCAGCUGGCCCGCCGCAUCCGCGGAGAGCGGGCUCUGUGCGCUCCGUCCCCGGGGCCCCGGCGGUCGGGUGGGGUGGAGAGGGGGCUGGUGCGGGUGGUGGUGAGCGAUGGCUUCGGGCCCGGGUCUCCCCCUGGCAGCCGUUUAAAGGCGCUGGGGCUCGCGCUACCGCUUGUGGCCUCGGCCCGUUUGUCGCCGCUGUCCCUGGCACGGCGGUUUGCGCCCGCUCGUGCCCUGUCCUGGGCGGACCGCCCCGGGGCUCCUGCCCUGAACAGCGCUAUGGCCCGCACGAAGCAGACGGCGCGCAAGUCGACGGGCGGCAAGGCGCCCCGCAAGCAGCUGGCCACCAAGGCGGCCCGCAAGAGCGCGCCGGCCACGGGCGGCGUCAAGAAGCCGCACCGCUACCGGCCGGGCACCGUGGCGCUGCGCGAGAUCCGGCGCUACCAGAAGUCGACCGAGCUGCUGAUCCGCAAGCUGCCGUUCCAGCGGCUGGUGCGCGAGAUCGCGCAGGACUUCAAGACAGACCUGCGCUUCCAGAGCUCGGCCGUCAUGGCGCUGCAGGAGGCGAGCGAGGCCUACCUGGUGGGCCUGUUCGAGGACACGAACCUGUGCGCCAUCCACGCCAAGCGCGUCACCAUCAUGCCCAAGGACAUCCAGCUGGCCCGCCGCAUCCGCGGAGAGCGGGCCUAGGGCGCGUGUCUAUAGCAGUCAACCUAAAGGCUCUUUUCAGAGCCACCCA
This is a messenger RNA of Oryctolagus cuniculus (rabbit), 1271 nucleotides long. RefSeq names its product histone H3. Lineage: Eukaryota; Metazoa; Chordata; Mammalia; Lagomorpha; Leporidae. Gene Ontology annotation, cellular component: nucleosome. The record is from RefSeq and is a predicted model, not a curated record. Gene Ontology annotation, molecular function: DNA binding; structural constituent of chromatin; protein heterodimerization activity.